AUGGAAUUCAAGCCUCUUCAAUGAUUUUUUGUCCUGAACUCGUGCGAAAAAGAUUACUCAAAAUCACCCUAUAUCCAAGAAUAUUUUUCCGCGAUUUCAUCUUUUGCUUUUUUUGUUCCUUAUAUUAUAAGAAUCCUUCUCCUUCGUAGAGUUUCAUUGCCAAAUGGUCUCAUUAAGAUGUAUUACGCUUUAAUAUUAGUAGGGAUUACAAGCACAAUUUUCCAUUCCAGAUUAUCGUAUCUUACACAAAAUAAUUCUUUUAUGUAAUUUUCCUAAUGAUUUUUAAUAAAAAUCGCUAUUUUAUAAAAAAAUAUUAAAAAAAAAUUAUUAUAUUUACUGUAAAAAAUUGUACCUAUCUUACACAAUUUAUUGAUAUGACAUCUAUUCUUGUCACACAGCUGAUUUUUGCCAAAAUUAUUGAUAUGAAAAUUCCUAAAACCUUUGAAAAACUUAUGAUGAUUUUUUAUGUUUUAAGCUUUGUGCAUCCUUUACCUUUGUCAUUAAAUCUUGUGAUAUUGUUUAUUCUAUUUUCGAGAUGGACUUUUUCGACUGUCUCAAGAAUUAUCCUAUAUGAAGCUUUAAUAAAUUAUUUUAGAAAAUAAAAUAUUCUUACUCCCCCCCCCUCCGUGAGUGAACAAAACCAUUAGAAAAUACGCCCCAAAAAACCCACCCUCCGUGAAUGAACAAAAAUUUUUUAUUGAAAAAAAAUUUGAUAUAUAAGUGAUAAUUAUUAUAAUGCAAUCUCGAGCUAAUUCUGUUUAAUUUUAAAGAAAUUGCUUUUUUAAAACAUAAAUUUUACAAAUUAAAUUAAUAUUUGCUUUCCAAUUUUUGCAAAUUAGGAUUUUUUAAAAUUUCGAAAAAAAAUUUUUUAUAAAAUUUAUAUAUAAAUAUUUUUUAAAAAACAAAUUAACCCCCCUCCGUGAGUGAAAAAAAUUUUUUUGUUCGCUCACGGAGGGGGGGGAGUUAGAUUUUUGGGGAAUUAUAUUAGAUGAGGGUAUAAUAUGAUGAAAUUCACCUUAAUAGCAGGAGUAUCACUAAUUUUGAAGCUCUGUGCCUUAUUUUGCAUACCACUAGAUCUAAUAUGCACAGGCUACGAAUAUUUUCACGGUUUUUGGCAUAUUUUUAUAGCUGCAUAUUGCUUCACAGGACUGAUAGGUAUCGAGCUUCUCUUGAAAUCUGGCCAUCUGAAGCCAAAAGUGGUCGAAUCCAAGCUGCUUUAA
Messenger RNA from Blepharisma stoltei, 1220 nucleotides. Lineage: Eukaryota; Ciliophora; Heterotrichea; Heterotrichida; Blepharismidae. The record is from the annotation of a GenBank genome assembly.